Molecule: messenger RNA, 4365 nt
Organism: Microthlaspi erraticum
Lineage: Eukaryota; Viridiplantae; Streptophyta; Magnoliopsida; Brassicales; Brassicaceae
Source: the annotation of a GenBank genome assembly
AUGGGUGGAGCAGACGAGAUUGAGUCGUUGAGAGUGGAGCUUGCAGACAUUGGAAGAAGCAUUAGAUCAUCGUUCCGGAGACACACGUCAAGUUUCAGAAGCAGCUCUUCAAGAUAUGAACCAGAUCAUGAUGGUGAUGGUAAUGGACCUAAUGGUAAUGAUGCAGAGUAUGCUCUGCAAUGGGCUGAGAUCGAGAGAUUACCAACUGUUAAACGCAUGAGAUCGACUCUCCUCGAUGAUGGAGAUGAGUCCAAGACAGAGAAAGGGAAAAGAGUCGUCGAUGUCACAAAGCUUGGAGCCAUGGAACGUCAUCUGAUGAUUGAGAAACUCAUCAAACACAUUGAGAAUGAUAAUCUCAAGUUGCUCAAGAAAAUCAGAAGAAGAAUAGACAGAGUGGGGAUGGAGUUUCCGACCAUAGAAGUGAGGUACAAGAGUUUAAAAGUGGAGGCCGAGUGCGAGAUUGUUGAAGGGAAGGCACUUCCAACACUGUGGAACACUGCUAAGCGCGUCGUCUCUGAACUUGUGAAGCUCACUGGUGCAAAAUCACACGAAGCCAAGAUCAGCAUUCUUAAUGACGUUAAUGGCAUUAUAAAGCCGGGAAGGUUAACACUGUUGCUUGGUCCUCCUGGAUGUGGAAAAACAACUAUGUUAAAGGCCUUGUCAGGAAACUUAGAAAACAAUCUAAAGUGUUCAGGUGAGAUAUCUUACAAUGGACACAGACUGGACGAGUUUGUUCCUCAGAAAACCUCGGCGUAUAUAAGUCAAUAUGAUCUGCACAUUGCAGAGAUGACAGUGAGAGAGUCUGUUGAUUUCUCAGCUCGUUGUCAGGGCGUUGGUAGCCGAACAGAUAUCAUGAUGGAAGUCAGUAAAAGAGAAAAGGAAGCAGGAAUCAUUCCUGACACAGAAGUGGAUGCUUACAUGAAAGCAAUAUCUGUUGAAGGACUUGAAAGAAGUCUGCAAACAGAUUACAUCAUGAAGAUUCUUGGACUUGACAUUUGUGCAGAAACUUUAGUUGGAGACAUGAUGAGGAGAGGCAUAUCAGGGGGGCAAAAGAAGCGUCUCACUACAGCCGAGAUGAUCGUUGGUCCGACAAAGGCUCUCUUUAUGGAUGAAAUAACAAACGGCUUAGACAGUUCCACGGCUUUUCAGAUUGUCAAGUCUCUUCAGCAGCUUUGUCACAUAUCGAAUGCUACUGUGCUUGUUUCUCUCCUUCAACCUGCUCCAGAAUCCUUUGACCUCUUCGAUGACGUUAUGCUGAUGGCCAAGGGAAAAAUCGUGUAUCAUGGUCCACGCGGCGAGGUCCUCAACUUCUUUGAGGAAUGUGGAUUUCAAUGCCCUGAAAGGAAAGGUGUUGCAGACUUUCUCCAAGAGGUUAUAUCCAAAAAGGACCAAGCACAAUACUGGAGGCACGAGGAUUUACCUUACAGGUUUGUCUCUGUAGAAAUGUUGUCGAAGAGAUUCAAGGAGUUGAGUAUCGGGAAAAAGGUCGAGGACGCUCUGUCUAAGCCAUAUGAUAAAUCAAAAAGCCACAAGGAUGCUCUUUCCUUCAGCGUGUAUUCUCUUCCAAACUGGGAGCUGUUCGUAGCAUGCAUAUCAAGAGAGUUUCUUCUCAUGAAGAGAAACUAUUUCGUCUACAUUUUCAAAACAUUUCAGCUUUUUAUGGCCGCAUUCAUCACCAUGACUGUGUUUAUCCGAACACGGAUGGGUAUUGAUAUCAUUCAUGGAAACUCUUACAUGAGUGCUCUCUUUUUUGCCGUCAUUAUACUUCUUGUUGACGGAUUCCCAGAGUUGUCUAUGACGGCUCAACGCCUGGCCGUGUUUUACAAGCAGAAGCAGUUGUGCUUCUAUCCAGCAUGGGCUUAUGCAAUCCCUGCAACAGUGCUAAAAGUCCCUCUCUCGUUCUUCGAGUCUUUCGUUUGGACUGGCCUCACUUACUAUGUCAUUGGAUACACCCCUGAAGCCUCCAGGUUCUUCCGGCAGUUCAUUCUACUGUUUCUUGUUCACUUCACUUCGCUAUCCAUGUUCCGGUCUCUAGCUGCAAUCUUCCAGACAGUAGUUGCUUCAACCACAGCUGGCAGUUUUGGUAUCUUAAUCACAUUCGUCUUUGCCGGUUUCGUCAUUCCACCAACUUCUAUGCCUGCGUGGCUCAAGUGGGGUUUCUGGGCGAAUCCUUUGAGUUACGGUGAGAUUGGGCUAUCAGUAAACGAGUUUCUUGCUCCAAGAUGGAAUCAGGUGCAACCCAAUAACCUUACAUUGGGGAGAACCAUACUCCAAAGCCGUGGAAUGGACUACGAUGGUUACAUGUAUUGGGUAUCAUUGUUUGCCUUGUUGGGUUUCACUGUGCUCUUCAACGUCAUUUUCGCUCUGGCUCUGACCUUCUUGAAAUCACCCACAUCAUCUCGAGCCAUGAUCUCGCAAGAAAAACUCUCUGAGCUCCAAGGAACAGAAGAUACAACAGACAACUCUCUGAUCAAGAAAAAAGCCACAGAUUCCCCUGUCAAUACAGAAGAAGAAGAUGACAAUUCAGGCAAGAUGGUCUUACCUUUCAAGCCUCUCACUGUAACAUUUCAAGAAUUGAACUACUUCGUUGACACUCCCGUGGAGAUGAGAGACCAAGGAUAUGCUAACAAGAAGCUGCAACUUCUCACAGACAUCACCGGAGCUUUCCGUCCCGGAAUCCUAACGGCACUGAUGGGCGUGAGUGGAGCUGGAAAAACCACUCUCCUCGACGUCCUAGCCGGAAGAAAAACGAGCGGAUACAUCGAAGGCGACAUCAGAAUCAGCGGUUUCCCAAAAGUCCAGGAAACUUUCGCGAGAGUCUCAGGCUACUGCGAGCAAACAGAUAUUCACUCACCAAACAUCACCGUUGAAGAAUCCGUCAUCUACUCCGCUUGGCUUCGUCUAGCUCCUGAGAUCGACUCCGCAACCAAAACCAAAUUCGUGAAACAAGUGCUUGAGACGAUCGAAUUGGAUGAGAUCAAGGAUGCAUUGGUGGGAGUCGCCGGAGUGAGCGGAUUAUCGACGGAGCAGAGGAAACGGCUGACGAUUGCGGUGGAGCUGGUGGCGAAUCCGUCGAUCAUCUUCAUGGACGAGCCGACUACGGGACUUGACGCGAGAGCAGCCGCCAUUGUUAUGAGAGCAGUGAAGAACGUCGCUGACACUGGAAGAACAAUCGUCUGCACUAUUCAUCAGCCUAGUAUCGACAUUUUCGAAGCCUUCGACGAGUUGGUACUUCUCAGAAGAGGUGGUCGCAUGAUCUACACAGGACCAUUGGGUCAACAUUCAUGUCAUAUUAUCGACUAUUUUGAGAGUGUUCACGGCAUUCCUAAGAUAAGAGACAACCACAAUCCAGCAACAUGGAUGCUUGAUGUUAGCUCACAAUCUGCAGAAGUUGAACUUGGCCUUGAUUUCGCAAAGAUCUACCAUGAAUCUGCUCUGUUCAAGAGCAACUCGGAGCUCGUGAAACAGUUGAGCCAACCAGAUUCAGGAUCAAGUGAUUUACAGUUUAAAAGAACAUUUGCACAGCGUUGGUUUGGACAAUUCAAAUCUAUUUUAUGGAAGAUGAGUUUGUCUUAUUGGAGAAGUCCCUCUUAUAAUUUACAGCGUCUUGUUCACACAUUAAUCUCUUCUUUGAUCUUUGGCGCCCUCUUUUGGAACCAAGGCCAAAAAAUAGAUACACAACAAAGUUUGUUCACAGUAAUAGGAGCGAUGUAUGGUGCAAUGAUGUUUAUAGGGAUAAACAAUUGUGCAACAGCUCUUCAAUAUUUUGAAACAGAAAGGAACGUUAUGUACCGUGAAAGAUUUGCUGGAAUGUACUCAGCGACUGCAUAUGCAUUGGCUCAAGUUGUGAGUGAGAUACCUUAUUUGUUCACACAAGCGGCAGAGUUUGUGAUCGUAACAUAUCCAAUGAUCGGUUUCUAUCCUUCGGCCUACAAAAUCUUUUGGGCGGUCUACUUUACGUUCGGCUCUCUUCUCACUUACAACUACCUCGCCAUGUUCCUCAUCUCCAUCACACCAAACUUCAUGGUUGCAUCGGUUCUUCAAUCGCUCUUCUACGUUAAUUUCAACCUCUUUUCCGGGUUCUUGAUCCCUGUUACGCAAAUUCCAAAGUGGUGGGUUUGGUUAUAUUAUCUAACACCAACUUCUUGGACACUCAACGGGUUUUUCACGGCUCAAUACGGCGAUAUUCAUGAGAAGAUCAGUGUCUUUGGAGAAUCCACGACGGUUGCAAGAUUCUUAGAAGAUUAUUUUGGGUUUCAUCAUAACCUUUUGGCGGUUACAGCGGUUGUUCAAAUCGCCUUUCCUAUUGCGUUGGCUUCUAUGUUUGCAUUCUUUGUGGGGAAACUCAACUUCCAAAGAAGAUGA